GUAGGAGGGUGCCGCAUGCUUACUUCCAGCCCCGGGAAGUCGUCCCUUUGGUGCCCCGGGCGCCCCCAGCAGCGAUGUUCCCGGGCCUAAAAUGCCGUCUCUUCGCCUGUCCGCGGGCGGCUGCAGCGGCUCUUGGCCGUGCGUAUCACGGGGACAAAGUGGCCACUGUGGGUUCUCAGCCCGACGUCGCCUCCCCUCUCUAUCAGGAAAAUUAUGAGCAAAUGAAAGCUUUAGUAACAGAGCUGAAAAGACAAUCUGAAAAAAUUAGAUUAGGUGGUGGAGAGAAGUCACGGAACCUGCACACAUCAAGAGGCAAAUUGUUACCUAGAGAGAGAGUUGACAGACUUAUAGAUCCUGGAUCACCAUUCCUGGAGUUCUCCCAGUUUGCAGGUUAUCAGCUGUAUGGUAAUGAAGAAGUACCAGCAGGAGGCAUUAUUACAGGCAUUGGGCGAGUAUCAGGAGUGGAGUGUUUGAUUAUUGCCAAUGAUGCAACUGUCAAAGGUGGAACCUAUUAUCCAAUUACUAUAAAGAAGCAUUUGCGUGCUCAAGAAAUUGCAAUGCAAAAUCAUCUCCCUUGUGUAUACUUAGUUGAUUCAGGGGGUGCCAACUUGCCUCGCCAGGCAGAAGUGUUUCCUGAUCGUGAUCACUUUGGUAGGAUUUUUUAUAAUCAAGCAGUCAUGUCCUCCCAAAGAAUUCCACAGAUUGCAAUAGUUAUGGGCUCAUGCACAGCUGGAGGGGCUUAUGUCCCAGCAAUGGCUGAUGAAAGUAUAAUCGUUGGCAAGCAAGGAACAAUAUUUUUGGGUGGACCUCCAUUGGUAAAAGCAGCAACUGGGGAACAGGUAUCAGCAGAGGAUCUUGGAGGUGCUGAUCUUCACUGCAGACAAUCUGGCGUAACUGAUCACUAUGCUUUGGAUGAUAAUCAUGCACUCCACUUGGCUAGAAAAGUGGUGAGAAGUUUGAAUUACAAGAAGAAAAUUGAUGUAACAGUAGAACCCUCAGAAGAACCUUUGUUUCCUUCAGAUGAAUUGUACGGCAUAGUUGGAGAGCAGCUUAAAAGAAAUUUUGAUGUCAAAGAGGUCAUUGCUAGAAUUGUUGACGGAAGCAAAUUUGAUGAAUUUAAAGCUUUAUAUGGGGAUACAUUAGUUACAGGAUUCGCUCGGCUGUUUGGUUACCCAGUUGGAAUAAUUGGCAACAAUGGUGUUCUUUUUUCAGAAUCGGCAAAGAAGUGCACACAUUUUAUUCAGCUUUGUUGUCAGAGAAAUAUUCCCAUUAUAUUUUUACAAAACAUCACAGGCUUCAUGGUUGGUAAGGAUUAUGAAGCUGGUGGUAUAGCAAAGGAUGGAGCCAAGAUGGUUACUGCUGUAGCAUGUGCCAGUGUCCCUAAAAUAACAGUUAUUAUUGGAGGCUCCUACGGUGCUGGAAAUUAUGGGAUGUGUGGAAGAGCAUAUAGUCCAAGAUUUCUUUUUAUGUGGCCGAACGCUCGGAUCUCUGUGAUGGGAGGAGAACAAGCUGCAACUGUUUUAGCUACAGUAGCCAGGGACCAAAAAGCAAGGGAAGGGAAACAGUUUUCUGAAGAGGAAGAAAAAGCUCUGAAAAAGCCAAUAAUUCAGAGAUUUGACGAAGAAGGAAACCCUUAUUAUUCUAGUGCACGAUUGUGGGAUGAUGGAAUCAUUGAUCCAGCUGAUACAAGAUUUGUUUUGGGCCUUAGCCUCAGUGCUGCUUUCAAUGCACCCACCAAGAAGACAGACUUUGGCAUAUUCAGAAUGUGAUAUGAAAGGUUUACCAGUUGUACUUUAAAUAAAAAAAUCAAAUGGCCUAACGUAAUCAAGUAACAAAAUAAAGAUUUGUACAGUAAUGCAGUUGGGUUUAAUUUUCAUGGAUCUUAAAAAUAAUUAUUUUAUUAAACCAGGCUCUAACCCAGUUAAAUAGAUACAGUGUCAGUAUUUGUAAUUCAUUCGAUCUCUGAAAAUCAGAUCCAUCAAUUCACAUUAAAUGUAUUAUAUCAAUAGAACAAAAAA
This is a messenger RNA of Protobothrops mucrosquamatus (brown spotted pit viper), 2018 nucleotides long. RefSeq names its product methylcrotonoyl-CoA carboxylase 2 (gene MCCC2). Gene Ontology annotation, biological process: L-leucine catabolic process. Gene Ontology annotation, cellular component: mitochondrion; methylcrotonoyl-CoA carboxylase complex. The coding region runs from base 75 to 1769 and encodes 564 amino acids. NCBI's taxonomy places the organism in Eukaryota, Metazoa, Chordata, Lepidosauria, Squamata, Viperidae. Gene Ontology annotation, molecular function: methylcrotonoyl-CoA carboxylase activity. The record is from RefSeq and is a predicted model, not a curated record. The transcript is spliced from 17 exons.